This is a messenger RNA of Psilocybe cubensis, 1668 nucleotides long. RefSeq lists its product as uncharacterized. Gene Ontology annotation, biological process: xylulose metabolic process. Gene Ontology annotation, cellular component: cytosol. The record is from RefSeq and is a predicted model, not a curated record. The coding region runs from base 1 to 1668 and encodes 555 amino acids. The transcript is spliced from 5 exons. Lineage: Eukaryota; Fungi; Basidiomycota; Agaricomycetes; Agaricales; Agrocybaceae. Gene Ontology annotation, molecular function: D-xylulokinase activity.
AUGUCGUCUGCUGCACCGUCCAAACCCCUCUUUCUUGGCCUUGACCUGUCAACGCAACAGCUGAAGGCCGUCUUGCUUGACGAGGAGUCGAAUGUUGUACACGAAGCUGCGGUGCACUUCGAUCGCGAUUUACCUCACCAUGGAACGACGAAUGGCGCGAUACUGGGGCCUGACGAUGGGGAAGUGACAUCGCCUGUGAAGAUGUGGCUCGAAGCAAUCGAUCUUCUGUGUGAAAGGCUCAGUGAGGGAAAGAUUGACUUUGGAGCUAUUGCUGCUGUUUCUGGAGCUGGCCAGCAACAUGGAUCUGUUUUUUGGUCAUCUGAUUCAGAUAGUCUGCUGGCUAGCUUGGAUUCAAGUAAAUCAUUGACCGAGCAACUUUUCCCUGCUGCGUUUGCGUCACCUAAAGCCCCUAUUUGGCAAGAUUCAUCGACCACCGUAGACUGCAAACGGUUAGAAGAUGAAUUUGGAGGGGCUCAAGCUGUAGCGGACGUUUCAGGGAGCCGUGCAUAUGAAAGGUUUACCGGUAACCAGAUCUCGAGAAUUCGGCGAUUGAAGCCAGACGUAUACGAAGCCUCAACACAUAUCUCGUUGGUGUCUUCUUUCAUAACUUCUGUCUUUCUGGGUCGUAUCGCUCCGAUCGAUAUAUCCGACGCGAGUGGUAUGAACCUGAUGGACGUCUUGAGUUGCAAAUGGGACCAAAGGCUGCUCGAGAUCUGCGGCGGGCCUACGUUGCGCGCUAAACUAGGGGAAGAACCUGUCAUUGGCGGCACUUCGCUGGGUCCCGUUAGUAGUUGGUGGGUAAAGAAAUGGGGCUUCAACCCAGAGUGCAUUGUUGCACCAUUCACCGGUGAUAAUCCUGCUACUGUCAUGUCGCUUUCAGCACCUGGAGACGCUUUGCUUUCACUCGGUACAUCGACGACGUUUUUGCUCUCUAUUCCUCAUACGUCGGCUCCUCCGAAACGCUUCACGACUUCUCAUCUUCUCGCCCACCCCACCGAUUUCGACGGUAAAAUAGCGAUGCUGUGCUACAAAAACGGUGCUCUGGCCCGUGAACAAAUCAGGGAUAGAUUCGCAAACGGUGACUGGGACAAGUUUAACCAACUUAUCCAACAGACACCACCUGGAUGCAAUGGAAAUUUAGGCUUCUACUUCCCUCUACCCGAAAUCAUCCCCCCGAAUGUCACUGGCGAAUUCUUCUUCACUACGGAUUUGGUCAAGACGACUGUGAAGCCGCCGUUGCCCACUGAAAAUGUGCCGCCUACAAUCCACCCAAGAGCUAUUGUUGAGUCGCAGUUUUUGUCGAUCAGGUCGAGGAUAGCGGCUAUGCUCCCCAAGGACUCGCCACACUUGAAGAGGCUUGUUAUCAGUGGUGGUUCCUCGCAGAAUCUUGUUAUCAGACAGCUGCUAGCUGAUAUCUUUGAUAUGGACGUGUAUGUCUCUGCCACAAAAGAGGCGGCUGCUUCUGGUGGUGCGCUCCUCGCCAAGUAUGCCUGGUGGAAGCGCUCCCACCCUGAGGGAACCUUUGAGGAUAUGACGGCCGGUGAAGCCAUGGGGUUGCAAUGUGUCGCGAAUCCAAACAAAGAAAUAUCUGCCGUAUACAAUGACCUUGUCAGUGUAUACGAUGCCUGCGAAGCCCAGGUCGUUGAUUCAUGGGCGGCUAAAAAUUAA